Messenger RNA from Acomys russatus (golden spiny mouse), 6933 nucleotides. It is a transcript of the gene Cabin1, whose product is annotated as calcineurin binding protein 1. Gene Ontology annotation, biological process: chromatin organization. Bases 80 to 6781 code for a protein of 2233 amino acids. Gene Ontology annotation, cellular component: nucleus. NCBI's taxonomy places the organism in Eukaryota, Metazoa, Chordata, Mammalia, Rodentia, Muridae. The transcript has 37 exons. The record is from RefSeq and is a predicted model, not a curated record. Gene Ontology annotation, molecular function: protein binding; nucleosome binding.
UCUUUAGGGGACUAUGAACUGGCCUAUUUUCCUCCAGUGAUGGAAAGUGACCCUCCGUGGUGGUGCUGAAGUCCUGAAUAUGAUUCGAAUUGCAGCCUUAAAUGCCAGCUCCACAAUUGAGGAUGACCAUGAAGGGAGCUUUAAAAGUCACAAAAUCCAGACAAAGGAGGCCCAGGAAGCAGAGGCGUUUGCCCUAUACCACAAGGCCUUGGAUCUACAGAAACAUGACAGGUUUGAGGAGUCUGCCAAGGCCUACCAUGAGCUCCUGGAGGCACGCUUGCUGCGGGAGGCAGUUUCAUCAGGAGAUGAGAAGGAAGGGCUGAAACACCCUGGACUGAUACUGAAGUAUUCUACAUAUAAGAACCUGGCCCAGCUGGCAGCCCAACGAGAGGACCUGGAGACAGCCAUGGAAUUCUAUUUGGAGGCAGUGAUGCUGGAUUCCACUGACGUCAACCUGUGGUAUAAAAUUGGACACGUCGCCCUACGGCUCAUCCGGCUUCCCCUGGCUCGCCAUGCUUUUGAGGAAGGGCUUCGGUGUAAUCCUGACCACUGGCCCUGCUUGGACAAUCUCAUCACUGUCUUGUACGCCCUCAGUGAUUACACAACAUGUCUUUACUUCAUCUGCAAAGCACUGGAGAAAGACUGCCGGUACAGCAAAGGCAUAGUCCUCAAGGAGAAGAUUUUUGAAGAGCAACCUUGUCUCCGGAAGGACUCACUCCGAAUGUUCCUCAAAUGUGACAUGUCAAUUCACGAUGUGUCGGUGAGUGCAGCAGAGACACAGGCCAUUGUAGAAGAGGCUCUGGGGCUGCGGAAGAAGAGACAAGCGUUGAUGAUUCGAGAGAAGGAGCCAGACUUGAAACUAGUGCAGCCCAUACCUUUCUUCACGUGGAAGUGCCUUGGAGAGAGCUUGCUGGCCAUGUACAAUCACCUCACCACUUGUGAGCCCCCAAGGCCCAGCCUUGGGAAGAGGAUUGACCUGUCUGACUACCAGGACCCCAGCCAGCUCCUCGCAUCCCCUGUAGUGGUUGCAGCUGUCAGUGUGGUCCAGCCAAGUCCAGCUCUGGCUGUAGCUGAGCCUGUGCUCUCCUAUACCUCUGUGACCACAGCGAGCUUCCCACUGCACAGCCCUGGCCUGCUGGAUACAAGCACUCCUCUGGGUGAUGUUUCUGGAGGAGAUAAAUCUAAGAAAGGGGUAAAGCGUAAGAAGACUUUAGAAGAAAAUGGAGAGACAGCCAAGCGGAGGUCUGCCCGUGUCCGAAACACCAAGUGUAAAAAAGAAGAGAAAGUGGAUUUCCAGGGGCUCCUGGUAAAGUUCUUGCCGUCCAGAUUAAGAAAACUGGACCCUGAGGAGGAAGAUGAUCCAUUUAAUAGCUAUGAAGUUCAGUCAGAAGCCAAACUGGAGAGCUUCUCGAAUGUGGGACUUCAUCGACUGUCCUUUGAUUCAGCCACAUUCAUGGAAUCGGAGAAGCAGGAUGUACAUGAGUUCCUGAUGGAGAACCUGAGCAACGGGGGCAUCCUGGAGCUGAUGAUGCGCUAUCUGAAGAGCAUGGGCCACAAGUUCUUGCUGAAGUGGCCCCUGGGCCUGGCGGAGGUCGUUCUUAGCGUCUACCACAGCUGGAGGAGACACAGCACCAGUCUGCCCAACCCACUGCUCAGGGACUGCAGCAACAAGCACAUCAAGGACAUGAUGCUGAUGUCUCUCUCCUGCAUGGAGCUCCAACUGGACCAGUGGCUACUGACCAAAGGCAGAAGCUCUACAGUGUCUCCCCGGAACUGCCCUGCUGGUGUGGUGACAGGCAGGUUUGGGCCUGACUUUCCGGGAACCCAUUGCCUGGGUGACCUCCUGCAGCUGUCAUUCGCCUCAUCUCAGCGUGACCUGUUUGAGGAUGGCUGGCUGGAGUUUGUUGUCCGUGUUUACUGGCUGAAGGCACGUUUCUUGGCACUUCAGGGAGACAUGGAACAAGCCCUGGAGAACUAUGAUAUCUGCACAGAAAUGCUCCAGAGCUCCAGUGUCAUCCAGGCAGAGGCAGGGGCUGAGCAAGGGGACAUUGUCAUCCGGCUGCCCAACCUUCACAAUGACUCCAUUGUUUCUCUGGAGGAAAUUGAUAAGAACCUGAAGUCCCUGGAAAGGUGCCAGUCCCUGGAGGAGAUUCAGAGGCUGUUUGAGGCAGGCGACUACAGGGCUGUGGUGCAUCUGCUCCGGCCUACUUUGUGUACCAGUGGCUUUGACCGAGCCAAACACCUGGAGUUUAUGACGUCCAUUCCCGAGAGGCCAGCCCAGCUGCUUCUGCUGCAGGACUCAUUGCUCCGCCUGAAGGACCACAAACAGUGUUUUGAAUGUUCUGACGUGGCUCUGAAUGAGGCUGUCCAGCAGAUGGUGAACUCAAGUGAAUCUGCAGCCAAGGAAGAGUGGGUGGCCACAGUGACCCAGUUGCUGCUAGGCAUCGAGCAGGCACUGUCAUCAGACAGCAGUGGCAGCAUUCUUAAGGAAUCAUCCUCUACUACUGGCCUUGUCCGGCUUACUAACAACCUCAUCCAGGUCAUCGACUGCAGCAUGGCUGUUCAAGAGGAGCCCAAGGAGCCCUAUGUUUCCUCAGUGCUGCCCUGGAUCAUCCUGCACAGGAUCAUCUGGCAGGAGGAAGACACCUUCCGCUCCCUGUGCCACCAGCAGCAGCUCCAGAACCCAGCAGAGGAAGGGAUGUCGGAGAUGCCCAUGCUCCCGUCUUCCCUCAUGCUGCUCAACACAGCACAUGAGUACUUGGGCAGGAGGUCCUGGUGCUGCAAUUCAGAUGGAGCACUUCUGCGAUUCUAUGUGCAAGUUCUCCAGAAGGAGCUUGCUGCGUCUGCCUCUGAAGAUACGCACCCCUACAAGGAGGAGCUGGAGACCGCCUUGGAGCAGUGCUUCUACUGCCUGUACAGCUUCCCCAGCAAGAAGAGUAAGGCCAGGUACCUGGAGGAGCACUCAGCCCAGCAGGUGGAUCUUAUAUGGGAGGAUGCCCUGUUCAUGUUUGAGUAUUUUAAGCCCAAGACGCUCCCGGAGUUUGAUAGCUACAAGACCAGCACUGUUUCUGCUGACUUGGCCAACCUGCUGAAAAGAAUUGCUACCAUCGUGCCCCGCACAGAGAAGCCAACUCUGAGCAUGGACAAAGUCUCUGCCUACAUUGAGGGAACCUCAGCUGAGGUGCCCUGCCUUCCGGAAGGUGCAGACCCUGCCCCUCCAGUGGUGAAUGAGCUCUACUACCUCCUGGCUGAUUACCAUUUCAAGAACAAGGAGCAGUCGAAAGCCAUCAAGUUCUACAUGCAUGAUAUUUGCAUCUGCCCCAACAGGUUUGAUUCCUGGGCAGGCAUGGCUCUGGCCCGGGCCAGCCGAAUUCAGGACAAGCUGAACUCAAAUGAGCUGAAGAGUGAUGGACCCAUCUGGAAACAUGCCACACCUGUUCUGAACUGCUUCCGGAGGGCCCUUGAGAUUGACAGCUCUAAUCUGUCCUUGUGGAUUGAGUAUGGAACCAUGUCCUAUGCCUUACAUUCAUUCGCUUCUCGCCAGCUGAAGCAGUGGAGAGCCGAGCUGCCUCCCGAGCUUGUGCAGCAGAUGGAGGAUCGGCGCAACAGCAUGCUGGAGACAGCCAGGCACUGUUUCACAUCUGCAGCCCGCUGUGAGGGCGAUGGCGAUGAGGAGGAAUGGCUCAUUCACUACAUGCUGGGCAAGGUGGCCGAGAAGCAGCAGCAACCGCCGACCGUGUACCUGAGGCACUACCGGCAGGCUGGCCACUACUUACAUGAGGAGGCUGCGCGUUACCCUAAGAAGAUCCACUACCACAACCCGCCUGAGCUGGCCAUGGAAGCCCUGGAGGUGUACUUCCGGCUCCAUGCGUCCAUCCUGAAGCUCCUGGGCAAACCUGAUUCUGGGGUUGCUGCAGAGGUCCUGGUCAGCUUUAUGAAGGAGGCAGCAGAAGGACCUUUUGCCAGGGGCGAGGAGAAGAAUACACCCAGAGCUUCAGAAAAGGAGAAGGCCUGCCUGGUGGAUGAGGACUCCCACUCUUCAGCUGGGACACUGCCUGGCCCCGGAGCCUCCCUCCCCUCCUCCUCUGGCCCAGGUCUGACAUCCCCACCUUACACAGCCACUCCGAUUGACCACGAUUACGUCAAAUGUAAAAAACCCCAUCAGCAGGCGACGCCGGACGGUCCUCAGUCAGCGCUGUACCAGAGAAGAUGCGACUCCCUAGGAGAGGAGAUGGAGAGGCUCUGUUACCGAAGCCAGGACAGCACAGCUGUGGCCCUGUCAGAUUCCAGCUCAACGCAGGACUUCUUUAAUGAGCCCACAAGUUUACUGGAGGGUUCUCGAAAGCCCUUUCCAGAGAAGAGGCUCUCCGGGCUCAGUUCUCAAGCAGGACCAACUGGUAAAGACCUUCCAGGGCCCACAGAGGAAAGAGGAAAAACUGAGGAGUCCUUGGAGAGCACAGAGGCCUUCCGGGUUGUAGAACAAGGUGUCCAGAAGCCUGUGGCAGACUCCUCAGCCUCUGCUUACAUUCCCAGCAAGUCCCCAGUGUCCACACCUCCUUUGUGGGAUGGGAAGAAGAGGGGUGACCCCCUAGGGGAGCCGGUGGCUUUUCCCCAGGGGCUGCCAGCGGGUGCUGAAGAGCAGCGCCAGUUCCUCACAGAGCAAUGCAUUGCGUCCUUCUGCUUGUGCCUGAGCCGCUUCCCACAGCACUACAAGAGUCUCUACCGCCUGGCCUUCCUCUACACCUACAGCAAGACUCACCGGAACCUCCAGUGGGCCCGUGAUGUGUUGCUAGGCAGCAGUAUCCCAUGGCAACAACUGCAGCACAUGCCGGCACAGGGGCUCUUCUGCGAGAGGAACAAGACCAAUUUCUUCAACGGCAUCUGGCGGAUCCCCGUGGAUGAGAUUGACCGGCCGGGCAGCUUUGCCUGGCACAUGAACCGCUCCAUCGUGCUGCUACUCAAGGUUCUAGCCCAGCUCCGGGACCACAGUACCUUGUUGAAGGUAUCCUCCAUGCUGCAGCGGACACCAGACCAGGGCAAGAAAUAUCUACGAGAUGCUGAUCGCCAGGUCCUGGCACAGCGCGCCUUCAUCCUCACUGUGAAAGUGUUGGAGGACACACUGAGUGAGCUUGCAGAGGGGUUAGAACACCCAGGACCCAAAGCCUGUGGCGUCCCUGGAGCCAGGAUGACCACUGAUGUCUCACACAAAGCCAGUCCUGAGGAUGGCCAGGAAAGCCUCCCCCACCCUAAGAAGCUACCUCUAGCUGAUGGCUCAGGAUCAGGGCCUGAGCCAGGGGGCAAAGUGGGCCCUCUUAACCAGUUGCCACUGACCACAGACACAAGGGACAGUACAGACCAAGUGGGGGAGCGGAAGGACAAAGAGAAUCCCCAGGUGGGGCCCACCGAAGCCAUGGAUACCAGUGAGGCUGCUGCUCGUCACACAGACUUGGAACAGACAGCACGUCUUCUGCCAGGUCGCCCCCCAAGGGACCGGGGCCCUGAGAGCCGGCCUGCUGAGCUUUCCCUAGAGGAGCUGAGCAUCAGCACCCGGCAGCAGCCCGCUCCACUUGCACCAACCCCAGUAACCACCACCACCACUGCUGCCCCCACCACUGUGGGGGCUAGGGGAGGGGGGCACCCUGAGGAGGCACCCCCAAGGCCUAAUCGCAAAAGGAAACUCCUAGAGGACACAGAGUCUGGCAAGACACUCCUGCUAGAUGCCUACCGCGUGUGGCAGCAAGGCCAGAAGGGCAUGGCCUAUGACCUGAGCCGCAUCGAGAAAAUCAUGUCGGAGACUUACAUGCUCAUCAAGCAGGUGGAUGAGGACACUGCACUGGAGCAGGCUGUGAAGUUCUGUCAGGUCCACCUUGGGGCUGCUACCCAGAGACAGGCCUCAGGGGACGCACCCACUACCCCCAAGCACCCCAAGGACAGCCGAGAGAAUUUCUUCCCUGCAACAGUAGCCCCCACAGCACCUGACCCCACAGCAACUGAUGGUCUCCUGCGACCCAGUGACUCCCACCUCAAACCUGUAUUGGCUACUGCCUCAGCUGUCAUCAACUGCCCUCCGUCAGCAUCAGCCUCUACCCCAGACCUGUCCACAGACCCUGGGAUUCCCCGGCCACACAGGCCAGAGGCUACCCCCAGCAUGGCCUCUCUGAGUCCUGAAAGAGAAGAGCUGUCAGGAGUGACAGAAGGCGCCAGCUUUCCAUCACAAGAACUCCGGCACAGUCACCAGAUGAAAAUGGUUGAGCAGCACUGCUGGCCAGCAGAAGCUGCUUGCCAUGCAGGUGCUGAGCCCACCUGCAGCCAAGCCACCAGCACUAAGGUCCCCAGCAGCGGAAGUGCCCAGACACCCGAGAGCCAUCAAGGCAAAACCGAGUCCAGCAGGGCCAAAUCCCGCCUCCUGCCUAACAUGCCAAAGCUGGUGAUACCCUCGGCCACCACCAAGUUCCCUCCUGAGAUUACCGUCACACCACCUACCCCGACCCUGCUUUCCCCGAAAGGCAGCAUCUCGGAGGAGACCAAGCAGAAGCUGAAGUCAGCCAUCCUGUCCGCCCAGUCAGCUGCCAAUGUGAGGAAGGAGAGCCUGUGCCAGCCAGCCCUGGAGGUUCUGGAGACAUCCAGCCAGGAGUCCUCAUUGGAGAGCGAGACAGACGAGGACGACGACUUCAUGGACACAGGAGCGAGCCCACCCAGAGGCCUGCAGCCAUACACGGGGCAGCAGCAAGGCCUGGAUCCCUUUGGUCCAGACCCUAGGCAAGGCCAGAAGCCCAUGUGAGGUAUCAUUUCCCAUGGUCUCAUAAGCCUGCCCAUCCCAUCCCCCUCUUCACAGCGUCCUGCUCCAGUUCAGGCUAUCCACACACCCUGUUGGUCCAGAGGAAGAUAAGGCCUGUCUUAGGCAUGUGAACUGCUUGUGGUCUGUACAGCAGG